GUAUUUUACGAGAAUUCGGAGAAUUCAGAAGACAAAUUCCUAUGAUUCGAGAUACGCGUUAUGAUCCUUCCUAAAAUUUAACAAUCAUUCAUCAAGAUUCAAAAGUUAAUCGGCAAUUCCAUGCGCUUUGUCUCAUUGACUCAAAGUAGUCCCACUGUAUUACCGACACCGAGCUAGUGUGCGAUUUUUAUUACAUUUUUAAUUCUUAACCACGACUCCCACUGUCCCGUAAAACAGUAUAGGACCUGUUUCAGGUAGUGAAAAAACAGGUGGUAGCCAGCCACGAAUGAGAAAUAAAAAUAAUGGAAGGAAAGAAGGAAAAAAAUGGGGAGAGAGAGGAAGGAAGUUGUGAAAUUACCCAGCUGGAGAAAGAUAGCUGUGGUGACCAAGGUGGGCACAACUGUUGGCCUUUGUCAGCACAACUUCAGUGUUCAGUUCUCGGUAAGAAAUUGCAUUCUCUAGAUAGACCGUGGAUGGAAAUGAUCGUUAUUUAGUGCAAUUAUUCGCUAUUUUAAUAUGAUUCAAUGUAAAUGAAAGUGCAACGGAUGGAAGAAAUAGCUGGCGAGAAGUAUCGGAGAACCGAAUAUAAUACCACCUAAAGUUUACUUAUGUAUAAGAGAAUUACGAUUUCCUCGAAGCUCGAAAUCAUCUGAAAAUGUCAUCGGAACGAUAUCACAAGGCAGCAAGAGACGGAGCUCUGGAGAUUCUGAAGGAAGCAACGAGAAGAGAUUGCAACGCCCGGGAUGAAGGAGGCAUGACGCCUACGCUGUGGGCAGCUUUCGAAGGGAAUAUCGACGCCCUGAGACUUUUGGUGGCCAGAGGGGGAGAUCCGGACAAGGCAGAUUACUUUGGCAACACGGCUCUUCACUUGGCUGCUGCACGGGGACAUCGUUUUUGCGUGAACUUCCUGGUUAAAUUCGGUACAAAUAUAUGGUCGUUGGAUAUCGACAGGCAUUCGGCGAGAGAAUUGGCCGCGAUAAAUGGCCGCGAUGAAAUAUUGCAGUAUCUCGACUUGGCCCAAGCGGAGCAAGAGUUGAACAACAGGAAGAAAACGAAACUGUUGAGAGAAAGAGCUGAAAAAGAGGCAGAGAAAAGACUGAAGGAGUACGCUAAAAGGCAAAAGUCGGCGGAGAUCAGGGCGGAGAAAGAACAUAAAAAAUUAUUAAAAGACAAAACGAGGAUGAUGGACAUCGACUCUGCAGAACCAGCGAUCCUUCCUCAUAGACCUAGCAUACUAACUUUCAGAGGGAAGAUAAAACCUUCGCCUACGUUUAGCGACAUAGUUAGCGGAGGCACCAAGAGACAGGGCGGUGCGGUUGGUAGAAAAAUACAAGCGCGAAAAGCUGCUGAUGAUUUCAAAGUUGGAGAGAUUGAGAUGGACGGAAAACGUUCAGUCCGGAGUCUCACCGGGCUUCGGAGGGACUCUGAAGUCAUGUACGUUGGGACCUAUGAAACUCACAGUCAGCAGGUUGGAAAACGUGGAAAAAUAUCAGACGUUUGGGGCACCCUGAACAAAGCAAAAAGCACUCCUGACCUCCUCGGGGAUCGGAUCAAACAGGAAGAGGAACCACAUUAUGAUUAUCACGUAAUCAAUAGCGCAAAUGUCGGGGAUACUGUCCUACUUCAACAACCAGCGAGCAUCUUCAACAGACCAGGUUUUGGAUCUGUUGCUUUCAGACGAUCGGUCACCACGACUCUCGACGCCAUACCGAUUGGUCCUUCGGAUAUAUUGGACAGCAGAAAUGUACCUCAACAACAUGACUCCAACAAUGGGACGAGUAGCCAUAACAACGAAGAAGUUAGCAUAGGAAGCGCAGGUAGUCUGGCACGUAGGCAGAGUACGUGGGACGAUGAUUUGAUAUCUGACGAAGACGAGACGGAGGAGGUCAGCGAAGAAUGGACGCCAUUAAAGCGGUUUUUGGUAGCUAAUAACUUGUCGUCAAUUCACACGGUGCUGGAGGCGGAGCAGAUCGACUUGGAAGCCUUGAUGUUGUUAACCGAAGCCGAUGUUCUCGCUCUCAAAUUACCUCUAGGACCAAGACGAAAGUUGAUCAAUGCGAUAGCAUUGAGGAAACGUGCUUUAGAAAAUCCGUCCGAAGUAAUUGAGGACAGCAGAUUAUGAAAAGAGGGGUUUGGUUCCCCUAUUUGUUAUCAGGAGAACUUAAAACAAAGUUUAUCAUUUUUACAGCAUUGAAUAAAGAGUUAUGAUCAAUUGAA
This is a messenger RNA of Athalia rosae (coleseed sawfly), 2217 nucleotides long. It is a transcript of the gene Sans, whose product is annotated as Usher syndrome type-1G protein homolog. NCBI's taxonomy places the organism in Eukaryota, Metazoa, Arthropoda, Insecta, Hymenoptera, Athaliidae. The record is from RefSeq and is a predicted model, not a curated record. Bases 656 to 2122 code for a protein of 488 amino acids. Gene Ontology annotation, molecular function: protein binding. The transcript has 7 exons.